CAUCGCUACUGUGGGCAGCACAUGUGACCUCAACCUCAAGAUACCAGGGAACUGGUUUCACAUGGUCUCGGCUCAGGAGCGUCUGACCCGGACGUUCACUCGCAGCAGUCACACCUACACUCGCACCGAGCGCACGGAGAUCAGCAAGACGCGAGCGGGGGAAACGAAGAGGGAGGUGCGUGUAGAGGAGAGCACGCAGGUGGGAGACCCCUACAGGGACGUCUUCGGAGACUUCCUGGGGCGAGAAAAUCUGAGCGGGUUCAACAGCAGCCGACCGCCGCCGCUGCAGGACGAUGAGGCAGGGAACCAGGAGAUGACGGCUCAGGUGACGAGUCCCGGAGGAAAGACGGAGGACGCAGAGAUCAUUAAAGGAGAGGACAGCACCUACAGCGUCCGCUUCAUCCCUCAGGAGAUGGGAGCUCACACUGUUAAUGUUAAAUACCGGGGCCAGCACGUCCCCGGGAGCCCCUUCCAGUUCACUGUGGGGCCCCUGGGAGAGGGAGGGGCCCACAAGGUCCGAGCGGGAGGGACCGGGCUGGACCGAGGAGUGGCAGGGAUCCCAGCUGAGUUUAGUAUAUGGACCAGAGAGGCCGGAGCUGGAGGUCUGUCCAUCGCUGUGGAGGGCCCGAGCAAGGCGGAGAUCACCUUUGAAGACAGGAAGGACGGAUCCUGUGGAGUCGCCUACGUAGUUCAGGAGCCUGGUGACUAUGAGGUUUCCAUUAAGUUCAACGAUGAACACAUCCCAGACUCUCCGUUCAUCGUCCCCAUCGCUACUCUGUCCGAUGACGCUCGCCGCCUCACCAUCACCAGCCUGCAGGAGAUGGGUUUGAAAGUUGGACAGGAGGCCUCUUUUGCUGUCCAGCUAAAUGGAGCCAGAGGACUGAUCGAUGCUAAGAUCCACACACCAUCAGGAGCCAUAGAGGAGUGUUUCAUCACUGAGCUGGACAACGACCAGCAUGCUAUCAGGUUCAUCCCGAGGGAAAAUGGCGUUCAUUCUAUCGACGUUCGUUUCAAUGGCAGCCACGUACCCGGUAGUCCCUUUAAGAUCCGAGUCGGAGAACCAGGACAGGUUGGAGAUCCCGGCAUGGUUUCUGCUUUCGGACUGGGACUAGAGGGAGGAACCACAGGCGUGGCGUCAGAGUUUGUUGUGAACACGUGUAACGCUGGAUCCGGAGCUUUGUCUGUCACCAUCGAUGGACCGUCGAAGGUGAAGAUGGACUGUCAGGAGUGUCCGGAGGGCUACAAGGUCUCCUACACACCCAUGGCUCCUGGGAACUACCUGAUAUCCAUCAAAUAUGGAGGACCCCAGCACAUCAUCGGCAGCCCCUUCAAGGCCAAAGUCUCAGUUCAUUAUAGACGUACGGAAUCUUGUAUCCACAGCAAGAGCUUGGUGGGACCUCGUCUGUCUGGCGGCCACAGUCUGCACGAGACCUCGUCUGUCCUUGUGGAAACUGUCUCCAAGUCCUCAGCGAUGGGAGGGCCCUUCGCGUCUUUACCCAAAUUCUCGUCAGAUGGCAGUAAAGUCAUCUCCAGAGGCGCUGGCCUGUCCAAGGCCUUUGUAGGUCAGAAGAACACGUUCACUGUCGACUGCAGCAAAGCAGGCACCAACAUGCUGAUGGUGGGUGUCCACGGGCCGAAGACGCCCUGCGAGGAGGUGUACGUCAAACACAUGGGCAACAGGAUGUACAACGUGACGUACACCGUCAAAGAACAAGGCAGCUACAUCCUCAUCGCCAAAUGGGGGGACGAGAACGUCCCCGGCAGUCCCUUCCACGUCACCGUCCCUUGAACCUGAACUCUUAUGUCUCAUGUCCGUCCCUCCACUGCAUCUCCUCACCCUGAUGCACUGAAGACACAAAGACUAUUCACUUCCUGUUUCACGCUAUGUGCCAAAGUUGUCCUUCUUUCUCCUUCUCGUGUCUCUCGGAGCAACAACAGUUUUAUAUUUGCUGACAUGUAUGGAAACAGCUCCAGUGACAAACACAGGGAGUGUUUCUCUGGUGUCUCCCUUUAUUCUGAAGUUUGAAAUGUUAGAGUUGACAUGUUGAACAUGAACACAAAAGCCCAAACGUUAGUUAUUAUCAGAAGAUAUCAUCACGUUAGCACAAGAUGCUAGUUUUUGCAAAAAGGAUAUUACCUUGUGCACAAAGAAUAAUAUGUAAGAUGGAUGCACAAUAUCUAACAUUUUUAAAGUCUCUUGUUCAGACAACACACAAGUUAUAUAAGUUCUUAUAAUUUUACCAUAUUGUGCAGUUAAGAUAUUUACAUCAAACUAAACCUUCAGGACUUCAGGGACUCGCCUGAAUAUAAAAUAUGGUGUGCCACUCAGAUCUUUGUACGAUCAACCUUUCUAAGGGAUGUUUCUGGAUUAAAAGUGACAUUGUCUUCCAGCAGCUGGUUGAUCCCGUGUGUUGUGAGGCGGCUGCAGAACGCUGACGGAGGUUCAGCACGAGCUGCAACUUCAUUUCAAGGACAAAACAAACUCUUUGCUUUUGAUUUUAUUUAUUCUCAGAGCUUUUUCCCCUCAUUUUAUUUUCUUUGACAGAAAAUGGUCUUAUUGUUGAGGACGAGGAGGCGAGGACACAAAGAAAGAUUUGAGUAUCUUUUUUUUUACCACAAGAAGAAGUGCGGCGAAACGAUCAGUUUAUUUUGUGAAUGUUGAAGAAACACAAUAUUACAGAGUGACAUUUUAUAGUGAUUUUUGUAUGUAUCAAAAAUGGAUGAAUGAAAUAAAACUGUUUGAUAUGUUAACCUUCAACCUGGCAGGAUUGUGCAGGCAUAAUAAAAGUUUAUUCGCUGACUUGC
This is a messenger RNA of Cottoperca gobio, 2805 nucleotides long. RefSeq names its product filamin-C-like. Gene Ontology annotation, molecular function: actin filament binding. The transcript has 11 exons. The record is from RefSeq and is a predicted model, not a curated record. NCBI's taxonomy places the organism in Eukaryota, Metazoa, Chordata, Actinopteri, Perciformes, Bovichtidae. Gene Ontology annotation, biological process: actin cytoskeleton organization. The coding region runs from base 62 to 1789 and encodes 575 amino acids.